Messenger RNA from Vicia villosa (hairy vetch), 856 nucleotides. RefSeq names its product oleosin G-like. Lineage: Eukaryota; Viridiplantae; Streptophyta; Magnoliopsida; Fabales; Fabaceae. Bases 123 to 608 code for a protein of 161 amino acids. The transcript has a single exon. The record is from RefSeq and is a predicted model, not a curated record. Gene Ontology annotation, biological process: lipid storage. Gene Ontology annotation, cellular component: monolayer-surrounded lipid storage body; membrane.
GUAUACCAUCUACAUGUCACCAAAACAACCCCACACCUGUCCCUUCAUUCACUUCACACACACUCCACCACCACACUCUCCCUUUAUUUCCAUUCCUCUCUCUCAAACAAACCACAUUCUCAAUGGCCGAUCUCAACCAAACCCCACCCCAACCAUACAGACCCACCUCCUCACCAUCCGUCUUUCUAAGAAAGCUUCAAAACAACCUUCACGCACCAAACUCAACACAUCUCGCUGCCAUCUUAACCCUUCUCGUCACCGGAUCCGUUUUCCUCCUUCUCACCAGUCUAACCGUAGCUGGCACCGUUCUCUCUCUCAUCUUCUUCUCACCCUUGAUAAUCGUUUCAAGCCCCAUAUGGGUCCCGGCCGGUACUUUUUUCUUCCUCCUAACCGCCGGACUCUUGUCAAUGUGUGGAUUUGGCGUCAUCGCUGUCGUUGCUUCGUCUUGGUUGUACCGUUACUUUAGAGGUCUUCACCCGCCCGGUUCGGACCGGGUUGAUUACGCUAGACACCGGAUUUACGAUACGGCUACGCAUGUUAGAGAUUAUGCAAAAGAAUAUGGCGGGUAUUUGCAGAGUAAGGUCAAGGAUGCAGCGCCUGGUGCUUGAACCAACCGGCUCGGUUUGGUUUGGUUUAGUUCCCCUCGUUUAUAUCAUAAUGUUGAACCGGGUUUUUUGUUAAAUAUUAUUAUAUGGCCCUAACUAUGAGUUAAAGUGUGUAUGCAAUGGUAGUAGAAUUAAGUUAUGUCAUGUUUAUUCUUUUGUUCGUUUACUCUUUUGCGUGACUGUUCGUUCUUCUGCAUAGUUUUGUAUUUUGAUAUAUGGGUAUGAGAAGAAUCACGAAAAUGUUCCACAUA